Racocetra persica is the source of this 454-nucleotide messenger RNA. Lineage: Eukaryota; Fungi; Glomeromycota; Glomeromycetes; Diversisporales; Gigasporaceae. The record is from the annotation of a GenBank genome assembly.
AAUUACUCACAAAAUUACAUGGCAAAUUAUUAAACCAUAUUAUGAGACGUUAGUGUCUCAAUAUUUAUUCCCACAAUUGUGCUUUUCUGAUGAAGAUGAACAAUUAUGGGCAGAAGAUCCUGUUGAUUAUAUUCAUAAAAAAAUGGAUCCUUUAGAAGAUUUCAGUUCUCAUACAGCUGCAGCUAUUUCUCUCCUUAUUGACCUAGCAAAACUUCGAAAAAAAUUUACUUUUAUGGGAAUAAUGGGAUUUAUUAAUAAUAUUUUGGCUAUUUAUCAUGAUGCUCCUACUGAUGCUAAAAAUCCACGUCAUAAAGAUGGUGCUUUGAAAAUGAUUGGAUGUCUUAGUGAUUUGGUUAUGCGUAAAAAAUCUGGUGUUGCUCAUCUUAUGGAAGGUUUCCUUACUACUCAUGUGUUUCCUGAAUUUCAAAGUCCUUAUCCAUUUUUAAGAGCUAGG